GCGCCCGGCGGGCCAAGGGUUAAGAGCAGCUGAGCCGCCUUCCUAGAGAGGACGGGAAAUGGCGGGGGCGGGUCUUCCGGAGGCGCCCCUCUUGUCUCCUCGGAGUUCCCAGGGCACAUUACAACAUUAAAACUAUAUUUUAAACAGAUUUUAAAAAGCUUGCUGUCACAGAAACAAGGAUCUGUUUGCCGAAAUGGGCCCUGAUUCCUGUGAGGCAGAGAAGACUCCGUUGGACACCAGAGGGAGGCCGCUGGGUGACAGAAGGAUGCCCCCAAGACCUCCUCAUCCAUCUUUUCAUGGUAGUGGAGGAGAAGCAGCAACCGUGGAGACAGAUCAGGGUCCUCUGUGCUUUGAAGAUGUCGCUGUGUAUUUCACAGAGGAGGAGUGGGGGUUGCUGGAUCCUGACCAGAGAGCUCUGCAUAAGGAAGUCAUGGAGGAGAAUCGUAGGAUUGUGGACUCUCUCAGUAAGGCUUCCUGCUGGAUCAUAGUAUCUGUUUUGAAAUCCAAUACAUAUCUAUAUGUGAGGAAUUUUCAAUAUUUUGAUGGAGCACAACAGCACCACCACCAACAUUUGGGAUUCUAAUUCCCCCACAGCUCACCUUAAAUGGAGAGCUAUCUACCAUUUGGUCUGACAAUAUUCUUCCUCCACAUAUGGCUUCUUAAACCAUGUUCAUGCUGGUCUUCACAUGCUGGUGAGGGAAGUUAAAAUAGCUUCUGUCAGGUUUUUUUGUCUCUGCUUCUGUUGGCCUUUGGUUGACCAAAGCGACAACUGACUUUGCAAAUGGCAGAGAUUCCAUGAUUGGGCCAAACAUAAUCUAUCCUGGAAGGUGCCCGGCUCUGGUCCCCAUCAGUGUGUAUGUUAAUGAGCAUCAACAAAGGCAGUAAAGCUUGUAGUAAGGGUAUUGUUCAAUAAUUUGGGGCUCCAUUUCUUCCUGAAGUUCUAAUCCAUUUCUCUCUUUGAUGCAGGUGGUGGAUUGGAAAUCAUGAGCAAUAGAGACCAUUACAAAAUUGACACAGGAGAGACCUCCUAUUCCACAUCCCAUCAAAUAAAUCCCAUUGGGAAGAAUCACUAUCAGUGCUUGGAAUGUAGAAAGACUUUUAGUCGGAAGGAUAGUCUCACAGCCCAUCAAAGAACACACAGUGGGGAAAAACCCCAUCAAUGCUUGCAAUGUGGAAAUAGCUUCAGUCAGAGGUGCAAUCUGGUGUCGCAUCAGAAAAUUCAUACAAGGGAGAGACCAUAUCAGUGCUUGGAAUGUGGAAAGAGCUUCAGUCACAGCUUCAAUCUCACUUCCCAUCGAAGAACUCACAGUGGGGAGAAACCAUAUCAGUGCUUGGAAUGUGGGAAGAGAUUCCGUUUCAGUGGCUCGCUCACUCUCCAUCAAAGAAUACAUACAGGAGAAAAACCAUAUCAGUGCUUAAAAUGUGGAAAGAGCUUCAGGCAAAGUUCUAACCUCAUGGCCCAUCAAAGAAUUCAUACAAGGGAGAAACCGUAUGAGUGCUUGGAAUGUGGAGUGAGCUUCUGUCAAAAGGCUAAACUCACAUCUCAUCAAAUAAUUCAUAAAGGGGAGAAACCAUAUCAGUGCUUGGAAUGUGAAAAGAGCUUCAGUCGGAGGUCCCAUCUCACUUCCCAUCAGAAAAUUCAUACAAGUAAGAAACCCUAUCAGUGCUUGGAAUGUGAAAAGAGCUUUUGUCAAAGGGCUAAGCUCACUUCUCAUCAAAGAAUUCAUACAGGGGAGAAACCAUAUGAAUGCUUGGAAUGUGGAAAGAGAUUCACCCAUAAGGAAAGUCUUGCAUCCCAUCAAAGAAUUCAUACAGGAGAGAAACCAUAUCAGUGCUUGGAAUGUGGAAAGAGAUUCACCCAUAAGGAAAGUCUCACUUCCCAUCUAAGAAUUCACACAGGGGAGAAACCAUAUCAGUGCUUGGAAUGUGGGAAGAGAUUCACCUAUAAGAACAGUCUUACUUCCCAUCAAAGAAUUCAUACAGGGGAGAAACCUUAUCAGUGCUUUGAAUGUGGAAAGAACUUCAGUCAGAAAGCCAAGCUCACAGCUCAUCUAAGUGUUCAUACAGGGGAGAAACCAUAUCAGUGCCCCGAAUGUGGAAAGGGCUUCAAUCGCAGCUCCAAUCUCAGUUGCCAUCUAAGAACUCACAGCGGGGAGAAACCCCAUAAGUGCUUAGAGUGUGGAAAGAGCUUCAGUCACAGCAGCUCUCUCUUUUUCCAUCAAAGAAUUCAUACAGGGGAGAAACCAUACCCAUGCUUGGAAUGUGGAAAGUGUUUCACUAGGAAGGAACGUCUCACUUCCCAUCAAAUAACUCACAGCGGGGAGAAACCCCAUAAAUGCCUUGAAUGUGGGAAAGGCUUCAUUCAGAAGGCUAAGCUCACAGCCCAUCAAAGAAUUCAUACAGGGGAGAAACCUUAUGAAUGCUUGGAAUGUGGAAAGAGCUUUGGUCAGAGGGCUAAGCUCACAGCCCAUCAAAUAAUUCAUACAGGAGAGAAACCCUAUAAGUGCUUGGAAUGUGGAAAGAGCUUCAAUCAGAAAGCUAAGCUCAUGGCUCAUCAAAGAAUACAUACAGGAGAGAAACCACAUCAGUGCUUAGAAUGUGGGAAGAGCUUCAGUCAGAAAGCUAAGCUCACAGCUCAUCAAAGGAUUCAUACGGGAGAGAAACCACAUCAGUGCUUGGAAUGUGGGAAGAGCUUCAUUUGGAGGGCCACACUCACUUCCCAUCAAAGAAUACAUACAGGGGAGAAACCAUAUCAGUGCUUGGAAUGUGGAAAUUGCUUCAGUAGAAAGGAACAUCUUAUUUCCCAUCAAAGAAUUCACAGUGAGGAGAGACCAUAUCAGUGCUUGGAAUGUGGAAAGAGCUUCAAAUGGAAAAAAAGUCUCAGUUUCCAUCAAGGAGCUCACAGCAGGGAGAAUCAUAGUAUUUGAACAUGGCUAUCACAUAUCCUUUGACUUUCCAGGCUAAACAUAUGGAAAUCCCUUGAACGGUCCUCAUAAGGAACCUCUGGGAUUAAAAAUAAUAAUAUUUAUACCCCACCCAUCUGACUGGGUUUCCCCAACUACUCUUGGCAGCUUACAGCAUAUAUAAACCAUAGUAAAAUAUAAAACAUUAAAGACUUUCCAAUGUCUUCUAAAAGUUAUGUAGUUCUUUAUCUCCUUGAGAUCUGAAGGGAGGGCGUUCCACAGGGUGGGCACCACUACCAAGAAAGCAUUCUGCCAGGUUCCCUUUAGGUUCCCUCUUGCUGUGAGGGAACCAGCAGAAGACCCUCAGAGGAGGACCUCAGUCAACAUGCUGUAUGUGCUUGAUAUCUGGUUGGAGAAUUCGGUAUUGGCUCCUUCAGGAACAGCCAACAGUUUAUUCCAUUCUCCACCAGUGUAGUUCCGAAUGUUGUCUUCUCCACCAGUAGCAUGACAUCAGAAGUUGUCAUGCUGUUGAACGAUCUGUCUUGGAUGUGGGAGCCCAGAGUGAUGCUGAGUAAGAGCCUUUGGUCCCUGUUGAAUGUAAGACAGCUUGACAGCGGCCUCAGGUGAUCUUGCACCCAAAGGUGGGAGCUGAGGAGAUCAUCUUCAUUGGAUCAUAGAAUUGUAAGGGACCCCAAGGAGCAUCCAGUCCAAUCCCUUGAAAUGCAGGAACAGAGAAUAGACUCAGCAGGCAGGAGGGUGUUUUAUAAAGAAGGUACCAGUCCAGAGGAGCCUGAGACCAUCAGAAGGGCCCUGCUGUUUCCACAUUGGCUAACCAGGUGUCCAUCAUGGUUUAUGAGAGAGGCUGGAUCAAUGGCAAUACUUGCAGCUGCAACAUGUUUUAACAUCUUUAUUUGGACCAGCAGCUUUUACAGAAUCUAAGACACCUGAGAUAUUAGAACAAUUGGCUAAAUCCUUUGAGACUAAAAAGCCAGGGAUUGUUUUCUAUAGAUACCUGGUUUCACUCAAUCAAUUUGACAUACAAAACCUGAGAAACGAACAGAAUAAAGAACUGGAGGUUCCUGUCUCAGCCCGUCAGUGGGACAAAGUUUUAACUUCGGUAGCUCAUGUUUCAUUAGAUUAUGAAUCAUGUCUUAUACAACAAAAAAUAAUGUUGAUAAUUUAUUGGAUGCAAUGUAUGACACUUGCACAUUUUGGGAGGGAGGAAAGUAUUAUGCUGUAUAAAUACUACUUUGGGGGCAGGGAAUUGAAAUUGUCAGGGGAUAAUAUUACCCUAAACCACAUACCAACAACUAUAUGUGGACGACUAACGCCCUUCCUUCUUCUGAAAGACUGAAAUUGAUUCUAAUGUAAAAUGUGGAUAUUUAAAUAGACAUUAGAUAUAACUUUUGACUUUGUUCUAACUGUUCCAGUAGUAAUUGCAUUUAACCUUCCGAUAGAAUGCAUCAGUGAAUGAUUCCUGUGUGGCUGCAUUUUGUAACCCUCACGCUUUCUUCCUACGCUGUGUGAACAUUGCAUGGGCUUCUAGGAGGGAAAUGGAUGUUUUGCCAAAGGGUUACGUGUGGAGUUAGCAUCUGGGGAAGAACUAGUAUUUCUCCUGGAAGCUAUGUGAGGCCCAGAGAGAGGAGAGAAAAUUCUGGUCCUCGUCCCUUCUCACUGAUGGUCUGGUUGCUAAGAAAACUGUCCGAUGAGUUGUAAGAUAAGACCUAACGGACCAGGAGUAUGCUAGAUAAAUAAGGGAAAUGAUAUCAGUAUAGAGCCAUGCGUGUUUACAUCCCAUGUCCUGCAAUCUUUCCAAUGUGUGUAGUAGGAUGUUUUGAUGUUUAUGAUCCUGUAUUUUAUGACUCUCUGUGUGCUGUGUUUGAAAGUCUUGUCUGAGCUUUGUUCUGAUGUGCCUCGUGGCAGUCCUCUUCUUCACUGGCAGUACAACUAGAACAACCAUGUUCUAGUCUAUAUUUGCCUAUGGCAAAUAUAAUAUCUUGAAUGCAUUUAUAAAAAUAACCGGUCUACUUGUUUACCCCUAUAUUGUAUUGUAUCGUGUUUCAAAUAGUUCAUUUUGCUUUGUUUUGACCUUUCUCCACCUUUUUAACUUCAUUUCUCUACCGAAACCUUCAAUAAAGUAUCAGUAUUAAAGGGGGGGGGCAUAAAAGAAAAAGUGCCACCCCAAAGUACA
Podarcis raffonei (Aeolian wall lizard) is the source of this 5094-nucleotide messenger RNA. Its product is annotated as zinc finger protein 850-like. Lineage: Eukaryota; Metazoa; Chordata; Lepidosauria; Squamata; Lacertidae. Bases 984 to 2927 code for a protein of 647 amino acids. Gene Ontology annotation, biological process: regulation of transcription by RNA polymerase II. Gene Ontology annotation, molecular function: RNA polymerase II cis-regulatory region sequence-specific DNA binding; DNA-binding transcription factor activity. The transcript is spliced from 5 exons. The record is from RefSeq and is a predicted model, not a curated record.